Messenger RNA from Trichomonas vaginalis G3, 2529 nucleotides. RefSeq lists its product as uncharacterized. The record is from RefSeq and is a predicted model, not a curated record. Lineage: Eukaryota; Parabasalia; Trichomonadida; Trichomonadidae. The transcript has a single exon. Bases 1 to 2529 code for a protein of 842 amino acids.
AUGUCUGAGGAGCUUCUCCUCAUAUACGGGAAGAAGCUAAACGUCGAUGAUAUGGAUACCCAGAUGGAAGUUUUCUUUUUCGUUCCAAAUUUUAUUUCAAACGCAGCAAAUUUGGGAUGGUUUUUAGAAAAUCUCCAUUCGUUCAAACAUCAAUAUACUAGAGAAGUCUCCUUGGGCUAUAUAACACACUUUAUUCACGGAUCUUGGAAUAUGAUUAAUCCUAAUUUACAUGAUGAUAUAAUCGCUGAAUUUUUCAUUAAAAUCUUUGAAGAUCCAAAUUUCAUGCAGCCUAGCUUUCUCACAAAGACAUAUGACACUCAAGCAGACCUAGUACAUCAAUUUUACCCAGAAAUUCUUCCGAAUAUAUUUAAUGAAAUCGUUAAAUCACCUAAAAAUCAUUUAUAUGGAUUUCUAUCGGCAUGGAAAUACUCGCUAUACUCAAAUUCAUCCGUUUUUGUUCGAAAUAACGAUGCAAUUUUACAAAAAAUGUUGGAAGAUGGAUCCCAAAUGUUACUAGUUGAAACAGUUAUCAAAGAUCUUGAAUCAGGUAUUGAUGGAUCUUCGAAAGCUUUUUCAACACUCGUUGAAUGGAUUGAUUCUUCAGUUUUAGGUUGCCUGUCAAUAUUAGGUGAUAUCAUGGCCUUGUUCCAAAUACCAGAAGCUACAGAUUCAGCUAUAAUGUCAUUGACAAAUUACAUGAAAAGACCAGAUUCUCUAGAUGCAAUCGUAGAUUUCGUAAAUUCAUCACAAAUUGCGACAAUUCUUGGAGAAAUACUUACGUCAGAUUGCUCAGAACUCAAAAUGAUGCAUAUCUGCGAACUUAUUAACGUAAUGGUUACUCCUAUCGUAGAAACAGACGAAGCAGAGCAAUUUUUGGAAAUAGCUAAACUUUUAUUUCUCCAAAAUGUCAAAAUUUCCAAUUUGAUUACGGAUUUUAUCCGUUUAUUUGCAAAAUCUCAUCCGGAUUACGUCGACGUGAUAGCGAAUGCAACAUUGGAGAAGUUAUUAGAGAUCAUACAAAGCGACAGACCAGAUAAAGACCUUGAAAUGCAGUCUCCUUUGAAACUUUUGAAGUCUUUAUCAUUAACUACAUCAAAUCUACAGCAAGAGUUCAUAACUCUCUCGAGUGGAAUAUCACCAUCCGAAAAUAUUGAUGGAUGCGCCGCACUUCUUGCUUGUUUGACGGAUAUUGUUCCAAAUGAACCCGAAAUCGUGGCAAUGUUCAAUGGUUUGUUAGAAAUUGAAUCGAAUAUAGAAUCACCAUAUGUCAUCGCUUUAGGAUGCUAUGCGAAAAUGGCGAUUCCUUUCAUAAGAAAACCAGAGAACAUUGAUUUUACGUUACAGCUGUUCGAGAAGUGCGCGCAAACUGUAAUAAUGCUUGAAGAAGCCAAUGCUACGCACAUUGACGACUAUUUAUUUAAGGUAAUUUCAAUAGUUUGCAAAUUAUACCCUCAAGGUGUUUUUAACAUCGAGAACUUUGAACAAAUUAUCUUUGCUUUUGUUAUAUCAGGUCGUGCAGUUCUUUUAGAUGCUGCAAGAUCUGUUUCUAAUCAACUUCCUCCAGAUUCAAGAGUAAUUGUUUUUUCUGCAUGCGCAAACCACUUCGCUGAGAUAUUCUCUGAUCUCACAAAGCUCCAAAAUGACAGUAUAACCCCGAUUUUUGACUUCAUUGCUGGUAUGAAUUUGUCAGAUUGCGACCAAUCGGUCUACAAAUUACUUGCCAACUUUAUUUCGGCGGUAAAAGAGAUUCCUGACCAGAACAAGCUUUAUCUCUCCUCAUACGCUAAAGCUGCCGUUCAUGUUUUAGGAACAGAUGGUUUUCCUCUUUUCUGGGACAUGCUUGGUAUGAUUGACUGGGAAGUUUUUGCAUCUAUUGCUGAUGCGGCAGUCUCGUUGUCCAACCAGGAUGAUAUAAAAACAAUUGGACAUUUGAUCAUCUCAAAAUUAACAACAGUUCCAACAGGUAAUGAAUCACCAAUCCACAGCUCAGACAACCAGGAUAUGUACAAGCAGUUCCAUAUUUCUGCAUCUCUUUUCUUUAUAAAAAGUAAUUGUUUCCACUUACUCGAAGAAGACGAUCAGAAGGCAAUAAUAUGUCUUUUCUCAGAUGUUGUUUCGAGAUAUGUCGCCGAUUACUCCGUAAUCUCCGAAAUUAUUACUUUUGAAAAUUCCAUUUUAACUCCAGAGAACUACGAUUUAAUGGUUGUUUCAUCAGCAACUGUUGCUCGUAUCAUAUCACCUGAACCGAAGGAAGCAGACGAAAGAGAAAUGGCCGCAGACCUUCUCAGAAAGUAUUUUGCAUUUUCAAGGCAUUUGGCAUUGAUUGACAGACAGUUGUUUGUUGAUGGAGCAUCUGGUGCAUGCCAGGGAUCAUCUAGUUGCCAGCCAAAGAGACAGGAAUACGCAGAAAUAGCUUGUAUCGAAGAUGAAAACGAGUUCAACACAAGAGUUGAACAAUUUAUUAGCGAAGCAAUGGAAACAUUUGUUUUAGGUCUUGAAGAGGAACAAGAACCUGAAAUUGCGGAAUAG